UGGAGUAGCAAACAAGCCAAACAACAAUCGUUUUCUAUUUCCAGUCUUUGUUUCUUCUCAAUCGAAACAACAAACACUAUUGACAGCAACGAUCUCUAGCUCUGUUUCUGGUCUCUAUCAAUAUGUCGAUCUUCGAGUACAAUGGGAGUGCACUAAUAGCAAUGGUGGGGAAAAACUGCUUCGCGAUUGCAAGCGAUAGGAGACUUGGUGUUCAGCUCCAAACAAUUGCUACUGAUUUUCAGCGAAUCUACAAAGUACAUGAUCGUCUCUUUUUAGGUCUAUCUGGCCUUGCCACUGACGCUCAGACUCUGUAUCAGAGGCUAGUUUUCCGCCACAAACUGUAUCAGUUACGAGAAGAGAGAGAUAUGAAGCCUGAGACCUUUGCUAGUCUUGUCUCUGCUCUUCUUUAUGAGAAAAGGUUUGGUCCGUAUUUCUGCCAACCUGUAAUUGCUGGACUGAGUGAUGAAAACACGCCUUUUAUUUGCACCAUGGAUUCAAUUGGUGCCAAGGAACUGGCUAAAGAUUUUGUUGUUGCUGGCACAGCCUCAGAAUCACUUUACGGUGCCUGUGAAGCGAUGUUCAAGCCUGACAUGGAAGCUGAGGAAUUGACCGAAGUUGUCUCUCAAGCCUUACUUUCAUCAGUUGAUCGAGAUUGUUUGAGUGGCUGGGGAGGACAUGUCUACAUUGUUACUGCCACAGAAGUUACGGAAAGAAUCUUAAAGGGAAGGAUGGAUUGAUGUUUGUUUAUGAAGAUAUCAGAUUAGGGCACCGGUUUUUCAGUCUCGGACUCAAAUUUGAAUAUGAACCUUGUGGUUUCUUUCAUGAAGGCUGUUUUUCUGUAAUUUUAAACCAAACUUCACUUUAUAAGUUUUUCUGUAAUUUUAAACCAAACUUCACUUUAUAAGAUUUCUGACGUCAAGCUCUA
Molecule: messenger RNA, 925 nt
Organism: Mercurialis annua (annual mercury)
Lineage: Eukaryota; Viridiplantae; Streptophyta; Magnoliopsida; Malpighiales; Euphorbiaceae
Product: proteasome subunit beta type-3-A
Exons: 7
Coding region: 123-737 (204 amino acids)
Biological process (GO): proteasome-mediated ubiquitin-dependent protein catabolic process
Cellular component (GO): proteasome core complex; proteasome core complex, beta-subunit complex
Source: RefSeq, a predicted model, not a curated record